GACCUACUUCCUCUCUCUCUUCCUGCUUAUCCAACCUCGUAGGAUGUUUUUCACCAGAGCGUAAGACAUUGGUUUAUAGUCUGUCAAAAGUUUUGCUAGAACCUCCUUCCAAACUCUUACCGCGACCUCUCAUUAACCUCCUUUUCUCUCCUCUUCUCCUACCCUACACUAAUACUCGAAACUUUGUAGAAAGCUCUUGCAGUUAAACAACGGACCAGCAAUCGUUUAUGUGAAACUAUGAAACGUCGAGUCUGGUCUUUUGCAGUCGGUUGAGAUCCAUAAGGCAAGAUCAAUGAUUCUCGAAACAAAGGAGAUUUGGUUCUAAAUCGCGGGCUCUUCCUGAUUCACAAUCGUAAGACUUGUAUGAAUAAUAUGCUAAGAAAGUAGGAGAUGAACUUUGUCGGUCAAGAAGUGUUGUUGCUGGCUUCACCAACAUGGGAAAGUGUACGGUAUUUUUACGAAAAUAACACAACACAGUUGGUGUUAGUGUUGACUAGUGUUGUUCUAAAAGGUCGUUCGAUCUAUCUAGAAGGUUCAUACAACUCCGAAUUCAGACGGUGCAAGGGAUUAUUCAAAUCAGAGUUCAAACCCAAUUUGAUAGUCCCCUGCACAAUGUACAUCUUGUACUUUCGAUCUAGGUGCGACUCUGAUAUCGUUUGCGCUGUAAGAAGAGACUGUACACAUAGAAGGAAACUUGACCUUGCUGUGAUUUAUCGAUACAGGAUUCAGCAUCCUCAGAAAGUCUGGUCAGAAGAAAAAUGUCUUAGCCCCAUCUCUAGCAUUCAGGUUUUGGCCCUGUACGAGACUGCGUCUGCAACCGUGUAUUGUUCAUCAGGAAUAGAUACGACCUUUCAAUCUAGAGUUGUCUUCAAUUGUGCCGAAGUGUUUGACGCAAUAGUUGAACGAGACAUCUGAUCUGAGUUCCGGCGGUGCGGUGAGUCUGGGUGUACUUGAUGAUGAGUUCUGUAACGUCGAGAAACCUC
This is a messenger RNA of Aureobasidium subglaciale EXF-2481, 983 nucleotides long. RefSeq lists its product as uncharacterized. The record is from RefSeq and is a predicted model, not a curated record. The coding region runs from base 391 to 915 and encodes 174 amino acids. NCBI's taxonomy places the organism in Eukaryota, Fungi, Ascomycota, Dothideomycetes, Dothideales, Saccotheciaceae. The transcript has a single exon.